CUCUGUCGACCCUAUCUGGACCCUGCCUUUCCUCAAAAGACUUAUGGCAAAUGUUUCUUAAUCCUCUGGAGUAGCCAGCACUACAUUUAAAUAAGCUAUGUAGAUAGAAGACUAUUGGAUUGUAACUUAUUUUUUUCAGCUACAUUUGUAUAGAUGGAUUUUUUCUACCACAGAUGAUUUUUAUUAGUAAAUUUUUAAAUGUUUAUUUAUUCCCUUUUGUUGCCCUUGUUGCUUUUAUUGUUGUUAUUGAUGUCGUUCUUGGAUAGGACAGAGAGAAAUGGAGAGAGGAGGGGAAGACAGAGGGGGACAGAAAGAUAGACACCUGCAGACCUGCUUCACUGCCUAUCAAGCAACUCCCCAUCAGGGGUGGGGAGACUCGAACCAGGAUCCUCACGCUGGUCCUUGCGCCAUGUACUACACUACCGCCCAACUCCCAGUAAAAUUGUUUUUAUAACAUUUAAAAAUGAUUUUCUGUGACUUCAUUUUAAGUUAUUUCUUUUGGCAGAAUAUAAAGCUAAACAAUUCAACAGAUUCCCCUGGAACAUCUGGACAAUGUGACAGUUGGGAUGCAGUGAUGUCGACUCUCUGUCCACCACCAUCUCCAGCUGUUGCCAAGACUGAGAUUGCUUUAAGUGGUGAAUCACCUUUAUUAGCAGCUACCUUUGCUUACUGGGACAAUAUUCUUGGCCCUAGAGUAAGGCAUAUUUGGGCUCCCAAAACAGAACAGGUGCUUCUCAGCGAUGGAGAAAUAACUUUUCUUGCCAACCACACCCUAAAUGGAGAAAUCCUUCGAAAUGCAGAGAGUGGGGCUAUAGAUGUAAAAUUUUUUGUCUUGUCUGAAAAAGGAGUCAUUAUUGUUUCAUUAAUCUUCGAUGGUAACUGGAAUGGAGAUAGGAGUACAUAUGGACUAUCAAUUAUACUCCCACAGACAGAACUUAGCUUCUACCUCCCACUUCACAGAGUGUGUGUUGAUAGAUUAACACACAUAAUCCGAAAAGGAAGGAUAUGGAUGCAUAAGGAAAGGCAAGAAAAUGUCCAAAAGAUUGUCCUAGAAGGCACUGAGAGAAUGGAAGAUCAGGGUCAGAGUAUUAUUCCAAUGCUUACUGGAGAAGUAAUUCCUGUAAUGGAACUGCUUUCAUCUAUGAAAUCACACAGUGUUCCUGAAGAAAUAGAUAUAGCUGAUACAGUUCUGAAUGAUGAUGAUAUUGGUGACAGUUGUCACGAAGGCUUUCUUCUCAAUGCCAUUAGCUCACAUUUGCAAACCUGUGGCUGUUCUGUUGUAGUAGGUAGCAGUGCAGAGAAAGUAAAUAAGAUAGUAAAAACAUUAUGCCUUUUUCUGACUCCAGCAGAGAGAAAAUGUUCUAGAUUAUGUGAAGCAGAAUCUUCAUUUAAAUAUGAAUCAGGGCUCUUUGUACAAGGUCUGCUAAAGGAUUCAACUGGAAGCUUUGUGCUACCUUUCCGGCAAGUAAUGUAUGCUCCUUACCCCACCACACACAUAGAUGUGGAUGUCAACACGGUAAAGCAGAUGCCCCCCUGUCAUGAACAUAUUUAUAACCAGCGCCGAUACAUGAGAUCAGAGCUGACAGCAUUCUGGAGAGCCACUUCAGAAGAAGACAUGGCUCAGGAUACAAUCAUCUACACAGAUGAAAGCUUCACUCCUGAUUUAAACAUUUUUCAAGAUGUCUUACACAGAGACACUCUAGUAAAAGCCUUCCUGGACCAGGUCUUUCAUCUGAAACCUGGUUUAUCUCUCAGGAGUACUUUCCUUGCACAGUUUCUACUUGUCCUUCAUCGAAAAGCCUUGACGCUAAUAAAAUAUAUAGAAGAUGACACGCAGAAGGGGAAAAAGCCAUUUAAAUCUCUUCGGAAUUUGAAGAUAGACCUUGAUUUAACAGCAGAGGGCGAUCUUAACAUAAUAAUGGCCCUGGCGGAGAAAAUUAAGCCAGGCCUGCACUCAUUUAUCUUUGGGAGACCUUUCUAUACUAGCGUACAAGAACGAGAUGUUCUAAUGACUUUCUAAAUGUGUAACAAGUAUAUUUUGUCACAGUCAUAAUUGCUGCUAAAUAUAUAUGGGAAUCGUCACACCCUGUAGUCCCCCUCAGCAGUAACAGUUAAGGUUAGUUACACUACAGUUGUCACAAGAAGCCUGUAAUUAAAGGGAUGCCAGGUGUAUUCCUGCACUGGCUGAAUCUUUUCCUAGAUGUGCUCUCAUGGGAUUCAGACUUAUGUUUACAAUUAUAAUAACUAUAAUUGCUGUUUUUCAAAGAUAUAUUAAAAUAUAAAAUAGACCAUAACUACUGUUUUUCUGAAACAUACAAUUCAUAGUUUACAGGUAUUGAAGAGAAUUAUUAGCUUUCACAGGUAAAAUACUAGUUGACUUUAAAUCACUUGGUGUUCCCUUGGUAAAUGAUAUUACUGUAAUACUUUUAUAGUCUGCUGAAAAUUAAAGCACCUAAAUCAUUUCUGUUCAAUGGAAAGGAAGUUAGCUUGAAUAUAAACUAAGCUUUAGAAAGAAACUUAGUGAUCAUCAGGUGUUUCAUUGAAAUUAAUUAUAGAUCCUACUUUGUAGACUUGUAUGGAAAUGUCAAAAAGUAUAGUCCCAGUUACAGUGAACCACAACCAGAGUGGUGUUUGUUUAAUGACCUUUAAGAAAGGUAAAAGAAAAGAGAAGAAAAUUAAUUUACAUUUUUUGUACUUGUCGACAACUUUUAAAAUUUGUUUCAUUUCUUUUUAAGCCAAAUUGGAAUGUAUACCUCCUGUGCCUCUUUUUCCCCCAUGUCUUCUUCCUGCUUAUAUUUCUGCCCAUAUUUUAUUGUUAAAGUUGUUACUAUGCCUCUUUGUCUGCAACAUAUGAGGAAUAGCAAGAGAACCUUUACUGACAUGCUUUUUUACUGGGUGCUCCUUUGACAGAACUAAGUGGUCCAUUUCUUUUUUUUUUGUUUGUUUUAAAUGUGUUUGGACCAUAUUGCUAGCUAUAAAACAACUUACUAACAUCAUUCUUUGCUAGGAUAGGGUUGACACAGUGGUGUAUACAAGCAUAAAAAAUUAUUUUUAUUUAUGACUAUGAAAGUAACACAAAACGGAAAAAUAUUUAUAGGAAAGGGAUAAAAGUAAGAAAGCCCCUCUGCUUUUACAUACCAAAUUUAGCAAAAAAAAAAAAAAAAAGUUCUGUUCUAAAAGGUCAUAAUAGGCCUUCACAUCACUAAUGAAAAAGACAAACAUCUUGAUUUUUUUAUAUAUGUUGACCAAUGCUCUGUGCUCAGUCAUUGAAAAUAUUUAUAGACUGCCACCUCUUGUAUCAGUUUCUUAGUGCUUUUUACCUGAUGGAUUAUUUAAAUGCUAAUUAGUAAUUUUCUUUUGCUGGUUUAUUGUAUAGUUGUAUGCCAGUUGUACAGUGAAAUAAGUUAUUAAAGCAUGUUUAAACACUUAUAUAUCUCUUUUCUCCUAGAUGGAGAAUUUUGAAUAAAAUAUGUUUGAAAUUUUGUCUUUCAUUAUUUGCUCAGAAAAGUAGUCCCACAGUGUUGAAAGAUUAAUUGAAUUCUUGUUAGCUAAAUUCAAGUUGUAUCUGAACUAUUUCAGUUACUUUUCUCUUGAAACAUGUAUAAUGUCCAGGGGGAAAGCUCAGCUUGUAGAGCACAGGACUUGAAUACCUGAGGCUCCUGGUUUGAUCCCUGAUACUGCAUGUACUAGUGGUGCUCUUGGCUUCUCUCUGUCUUUCUCCUCUCUGUGUCAUGUAAAAUUCUAUAUAUCUCACAUGAAGUAAAUAAAAAUAUGUUUUUAAGAUUCUA
Messenger RNA from Erinaceus europaeus (western European hedgehog), 3788 nucleotides. It is a transcript of the gene C9orf72, whose product is annotated as C9orf72-SMCR8 complex subunit. The record is from RefSeq and is a predicted model, not a curated record. The transcript is spliced from 11 exons. Gene Ontology annotation, cellular component: autophagosome; endosome. Gene Ontology annotation, molecular function: guanyl-nucleotide exchange factor activity. Gene Ontology annotation, biological process: endocytosis; autophagy. Lineage: Eukaryota; Metazoa; Chordata; Mammalia; Eulipotyphla; Erinaceidae. The coding region runs from base 464 to 2020 and encodes 518 amino acids.